AUGUUAGUGCUUGCAAUUGGUGAUUUACACAUCCCAAAUAGAGCUAUAGACCUACCGGCGAAAUUCAAAAAACUACUAGUCCCAGGUAAAAUAUCACAAGUUUUAUGUCUAGGAAAUGCAACAUCAUCACCAUCAACCUUAGAAUUCCUUAAAAAUUUAUCACCAGAUUUCCAAAUAGUUAAAGGUGAAUUUGAUGAAAAUACAUCAUUACCAUUAUCAUUAAUCAUAACACAUGGCUCUUUAAGAAUAGGGUUCACGAAUGGAUUCACAAUAGUUCCUAGGGGUGAUCCACUUUCACUUCUAACAAGUGCAAGACAGAUGAAUGUUGAUGUUUUAAUAUGGGGUGGUACUCAUAAAGUUGAAGCUUACACUCUUGAAGGAAAAUUCUUCAUCAAUCCAGGUAGUGCAACUGAUGAUACGGAUGAUAUUUAUGACUCCGUCCCAAGUUUCACAUUGUUGGAUAUACAAGGAUCAGUGAUAACUCUUUAUAUUUACACCUACAUUGGUGGUGAAAUUAAAGUUGAUAAAGUGAGCUAUCGUAAAGACCAACAAUGA
This is a messenger RNA of Hansenula anomala, 555 nucleotides long. RefSeq names its product retromer subunit VPS29 (gene VPS29). Gene Ontology annotation, biological process: retrograde transport, endosome to Golgi; intracellular protein transport. The record is from RefSeq and is a predicted model, not a curated record. The transcript has 4 exons. NCBI's taxonomy places the organism in Eukaryota, Fungi, Ascomycota, Saccharomycetes, Phaffomycetales, Wickerhamomycetaceae. Gene Ontology annotation, cellular component: retromer complex; endosome. The coding region runs from base 1 to 555 and encodes 184 amino acids.